UUCUUCAUUUCUUCUGAUAUUUCCCCUUUCCAGUGUGUGACGGCAAAGCAAAGAAGAUGGACUUCACUCUCAAGAAAUAUUUUGGGUAUUCGACCUUCCGUCCAUACCAGAAAGAGAUCAUUGAGAAUAUUUUAGAGGGAAAAGAUUGUUUGGUAGUUAUGGCCACUGGAAGUGGUAAAUCACUCUGCUAUCAGGUUCCUCCGUUGAUAGUGAAGAAGACUGCUGUAGUCAUAAGCCCUCUCAUAUCUUUGAUGCAAGAUCAGGUAAUGGCUUUAAAAGAACGAGCCAUAAAAGCCGAAUAUCUCUCUAGUGCUCAGACCAAUUCCAGUGCGCAAAGCAAUGCCGAGAAUGGUCAAUUUGAUAUUCUGUACAUGACUCCAGAAAAGGCAUGUUCAAUUCCAACCAGCUUCUGGUCAAAAUUGCUAAGCAAGGGGAUUUGUUUGAUGGCAGUUGAUGAAGCACAUUGCAUUUCAGAGUGGGGUCAUGAUUUCAGGGUGGAAUACAAACAGUUAGACAAGUUGCGUGAUAUUCUCUUAAAUGUUCCAUUUGUUGGCUUAACGGCAACUGCUACUGAAAAGGUUCGGAAUGACAUUAUCAACUCCUUGAAGAUGAAAGAUCCUUACGUCGCCAUUGGCUCAUUUGAUCGCAACAAUCUCUUCUACUGUGUCAAAUCUUUUAAUCGUGGUGUCUCAUUUGUGGAUGAGUUCAUCAGAGAAAUCUCUACUUAUGUUGCCAAUGCUGGUUCGACUAUUAUAUAUUGUACAACCAUCAAAGAUGUUGAAGAGAUUUUCAAGUCACUUCUGGAGGCAGGAAUCAAGGCCGGAUUUUAUCAUGGUCAAAUGCCCAAUAAAGCUCGGGAGGAGUCACACAGAUCAUUUAUUAGAGAUGAAUUUUAUGUCAUGGUUGCCACUAUUGCUUUUGGCAUGGGUAUUGAUAAGCCGAAUAUAAGGUAUGUGAUACACUAUGGCUGCCCAAAGAGUUUAGAAUCUUAUUCCCAGGAAAGCGGACGAUGUGGUCGAGAUGGUAUUGCUUCUCUUUGCUGUCUCUAUUAUACAAGAAGUGACUUUGCCAAAGCUGACUUCUAUUGUGGAGAAGCACAUUCAGCAAAUCAAAGAAAAUCUAUUAUGGAGUCAUUUAUGGCUGCACAAAGAUAUUGCAUGCUAACAAGUUGUAGAAGAAAAUUCUUGCUAGAGUACUUUGGGGAAAAAUACGUGUCUGAUAAAUGUGGAAAGUGUGAUAAUUGCACCAGCUCAAAGAAAGAGAGUGACAUGUCAAGAGAAGCAUUUCUUCUAAUAGCUUGCAUACGGUCAUGUGGGGGUAACUGGGGCCUUAAUAUGCCUGUGGAUGUUCUUCGGGGAUCUCGAUCCAAAAAAAUUCUUGAUGCUCAGUUUGACAAGCUUCCAUUUCAUGGCCUUGGGAAAGAGUUAUCAGCAAAUUGGUGGAAAUCACUGGCCUACCAAUUGAUUUCCUAUGGCUAUUUGAUCGAGACUGUUAAAGAUAUAUACAGAACCGUAAGUGUAAGUGCAAAAGGAAGACAGUUUCUGAGCUCUUCCACGCCUGAUCAUCAACCCCCACUGCUCUUGCCGGUGACUAGUGAAAUGGUCAGCGAUGAGGAAAAUAGAAACACAUUAGGUAAUGUUGGAGAGUUCAAUGGUUUGAAUUCUAUGGAGUAUGAAGGAUUGUCACAGGCUGAGACACAACUCUAUAACUAUCUUUUAGAAGUAAGAAUGAAGCUUGCAAGAGCCAUUGGAACUGCUCCAUAUGCUAUAUGUGGUGAUCAAACAUUGAAAAGGAUAGCAUUGACAAGGCCAUCUACUAAAGCGAGGCUAGCGAAUAUUGAUGGUGUUAACCAGCACUUUUUAACAACGCACGGGGAUCAUUUUCUUCAAAGCAUUCGACAUCUAUCACAAAGCAUAAACCUUUCUUUGGAUGGGGAGACAAGUGUUCACAACACAAUUACAAAAAAGGUGUAUCCGGUUCAGAACCAUCAAAAAAAUUUAACACCUGCCAAGUUUGAAGCUUGGAAAAUGUGGCAUGAGGAUGGUCUCUCCAUUCAGAAAAUUGCUAAUUUCCCUGGUAGAUCACAUCCAAUAAAAGAACAAACUGUCUUCGAGUAUAUUCUCGAUGCUGCAAAAGAGGGAUGUAGAAUUGAUUGGACCAGAUUCUCUGAGGAGAUUGGACUGACCCAUGAGCUGUCUACAGAUAUUGAGGCUGCUAUUUUGAAAGUUGGCUCAAGAGACAAAUUGAAGCCUAUUAAAAACGAAUUACCAGAAGAGAUAAGUUAUGCCCAAAUAAAGGCAUAUUUGACAAAGCAAGAUUUAGAGAUAUCUGUAGAAGGAACUCCGCUCAGUCACCACCUCAAGGCUGAUGAAAAUUCUAAUGAGACGUCAGAAUUACCACCAAGAUCCAAUCUACCAUGCAACCUAAAAGAAGAACCUCCCAAACUUGAAAGACCAGUUGAUGGUGUGGUUGGCGAUUGCUAUUCGGAAAACAGUGGAGCAGUUACUGUUCCCAUUGUAGUAAGCACAGGCAUGAAGCAACCCUUAAUUUAUAUUGAUGAUGUACUUUCCUCAACGAAACGCCAAAAGGUUGAUGAACCAAGAGAAAGUUCUGUUGCACUGGAGGCCACUGAGAGUUCCAUAUUAAACUGGCUUGGGAACUUUGAUGAGGGGGUUCCUCUAUCUGAUAUUUUGGAGCACUUCAAGGGAUCUACAGAAGAGACUCUGGUUGAUCUGCUGAGCUGCCUUGAAAGUGAGUUUUUGGUAUUUAAGAAAAAUAAUCUGUAUAAGCUAAUGUAAUGUAAUACGGAGUAUAUAGUUAUGCAUAGGUGAGGGACAAGGAUUUCUUGUGCAGGUAAUAGUUGAUAGAAUUUUUCCGUCACUUAAUCGUGAUGUUCGACGAUUGAAUCCCAUUUUAAAAAGUGAUUUUCAGUGUGAUUAUUGACUAUAUUUUGUAUUUAUUUAUUGGGUAUAAAUUUCAUCAAGGGAAGUGCUUGUACCUUCU
Messenger RNA from Cornus florida, 3003 nucleotides. RefSeq lists its product as uncharacterized. Gene Ontology annotation, biological process: double-strand break repair via homologous recombination; DNA replication. Gene Ontology annotation, cellular component: cytoplasm; chromosome; nucleus. The record is from RefSeq and is a predicted model, not a curated record. Gene Ontology annotation, molecular function: four-way junction helicase activity; ATP binding; 3'-5' DNA helicase activity. The transcript is spliced from 20 exons. Lineage: Eukaryota; Viridiplantae; Streptophyta; Magnoliopsida; Cornales; Cornaceae. The coding region runs from base 57 to 2798 and encodes 913 amino acids.